Molecule: messenger RNA, 1143 nt
Organism: Mollisia scopiformis
Lineage: Eukaryota; Fungi; Ascomycota; Leotiomycetes; Helotiales; Mollisiaceae
Exons: 4
Coding region: 1-1143 (380 amino acids)
Source: RefSeq, a predicted model, not a curated record
AUGACAGCUAUAACGCCUGCCACUCAGGCUGAGCUCCUCACCAAAUUAUCAUCGAAUGCACUUGGUACAGCUCCACCAAUCCUCCCAAGUGGUACCGUGUCUCUGUUUCUGGAUGGUAGUUGGACCAGUCGAAGACUCGACCUUCAAAUCAAUGACUACCUACCAUACCAACGCCAAAGGAUUCAAUCUUCCAUGGGCAACCAAGUAGCUUUUGUUGCAUUCAACCUACCUGUUGAAUGGGCCCCGACCUCGUUUCUGCAGGGAUCGACCUGCAUCGACUUGGUUGGCACCGGCAUCACGCAGGGGGCGAAUCUCACAACCAAUGAGAAGCGCGAAGAUAUAUCUUCCUUCUUCUGGCGCGAGGUGGAUUUGCUCAUGGGCGCAAUCGAGCUCUUUUCCGACACCCAGUUCAAUGGUCGCCGCUCGACUAUCUUCCUAAGCGAAUGGCCAGCAAGAGUGGUCUUCAAUCUUGAUGAAUGGUUGCUAGAAAGCCUAGUCAGCUCUACGGUUGUACUCUAUGAAAAUGUCGACGGCACCGGAAUCCAAUUCACCAAUAUUAAAGGUUGGGGCAAUACCAAACAAAUUGCCAGCUUGAGCGAUUUUUGCUUUGACAAUAAAAUGAGUAGCUUCCGAUGGGACUCCAUUCUGCCGGUGAAAGAGAUUAUCCAACCUUUCGAUCAGACUGGGGAGAAUGCAAGCAGCUUGGGUCUCCCUAUAGUACUCCAGCUGUCAGAGGCAGAUGCGCAGACAGUGACAGCUACGACCACCGACCAAUUCGUGGUGGGCCUCAGUCUAUCCGUUGGCGCCGAGUUCCAAGCGUCUGCUUUUGUGGCCUCGACGAAGGAAACAAUCUCAGUGUCGGUCAACUUCUCAUACACACGCACGAACACCGUCACCAGAACCGACACCAAGACCAUCGCCUUGUCCAUAACCGAAACUGUCACUGUGCCGCCGAAUAAAAGAUAUGCCGCUUCAUUGAGAGCUGAUAUUCGACAAAUUCCAGCAACCCACUAUACCACCACAGCACAGCGCUGGUAUACCACCCAACUCAGCGGCUCUGAGCUCGACACUACUAAUGGAUGGUACAAGAGGACUGAGCCCAUGACUGUGCUGGUAGAAGGGAGUCUCGCUUGCAAUAUUUGA